Carassius gibelio (silver crucian carp) is the source of this 2167-nucleotide messenger RNA. RefSeq names its product protein phosphatase 1 regulatory subunit 1C. Lineage: Eukaryota; Metazoa; Chordata; Actinopteri; Cypriniformes; Cyprinidae. The transcript has 7 exons. Gene Ontology annotation, cellular component: cytoplasm. Gene Ontology annotation, molecular function: protein phosphatase inhibitor activity. Gene Ontology annotation, biological process: intracellular signal transduction. The record is from RefSeq and is a predicted model, not a curated record. Bases 247 to 741 code for a protein of 164 amino acids.
AUGAUAGUGAGAGGAAAAGAGAGAGAGAGAGAGACAGCAGAGCAGAGAGAGAUCUGAGUGUGUCCCGGAGCAGUCGGAAAACUCACACUGAGAAGACCUGCAGCCAUCUCUGCUUCUCUGAGGUUUAUGGGACACAGGAUCACAGCAAAGAAGGCGGGCCAUACAGGAGGGAAAGGAAAUCACAGGGGCUGAUAAAUAGGGUCCAGUUUGUCUCCAUCUCUCUCUCUCCGUCAGCUCUCGUUCAGCAUGGAGCCCAACAGCCCUAAGAAAAUUCAGUUUGCUGUUCCACUCUUCCAGAGCCAGUUGGAUCCCCAGGCAGCCGAGCAUAUUCGCAAACGCAGACCUACUCCAGCCACAUUGGUCAUCUACAAUGAACCCAGUGCAUCAGGAGAUGACAAGCAGACUACAAGCAAUCAAACAGAGGCCCAGAGUGACCAGCUCUCUCCAGCCCAGAGGAAACAGAGCGUCUACACGCCACCGACCAUGAGAGGUAGAGAGCACAGCGAUAGCCAGCAAGAGGAACAAGAGAGUCAUCAUCCUCCGAAACUCUCUCAGAAACACCUGGACACAUUGUCUGAGGAACCUGGAGACCUGUCACCACGACGCAAAGACACACCGUACCAGCACCAGCCACCCUUCGUCCCUGGGGUAAAGAUGCUGAAAAACCAGACAGACCCUUCUUCACUUUUCCAGGAGGAAGAGGAGAACAGCGAGGAUCGGAAAGACAGUCACACAGAGUAACACUGCUUGAAUUACAUGAGGAAGUGAGGUCAUUUAUUAUACUGUUUGGGAACUGUUUUCCCUUUUUUAGUUUAACAUUUUUUGUUUUUCUUAUCCGAGUGGAAAUAGUUUGCGAGGAAAUUACACAGUAGUUUUUAUCUACAGUAAAUAAAUACAUUUACGCAGUACUAAGAGGUCCAAAUGUUGAGACAGCAAACUUUUAAACUUUAAUUGAUGAAGCAUAUAUAUAUAUAUAUAUAUAUAUAUAUAUAUAUAUAUAUAUAUAUAUAUAUAUAUAUAUAUAUAUAUAUUCAAAAUAGAGGCUUUUUCAGCAGUGAUCUCAACCUUUUUUCUCCCCACGCUAUAUUCUCUCGUAUUGUGAUUUAUUUCAUAAUAUAAACUUUAAUGUAGUUGUAUUUCAUCAUGAGUUGUAAUAUGAAAACGAAAGAAAACUUUUGCUCCGCAGAUGAUUUAGCAAUACACUGGGAGGAUUGCAAAGCCAAUGACAUCCUGCCAUAUUAUUUUUGAUCACCUCAUGUGGAAAGAGCCCGUUGCUUUGAUAUAACUUUCUCUGACAGAAGCAAUAUUUUUGUAGGAAUAUGGCUGUUUUGUAUGCAGACGUGACUCUGAAGUCCCACACGGCUGUUGUACAGCCCACCGGCUCUAUGACAUAAGUGUCUGAAGAGUGGGCAUUAUACAUGGAGUUAAAGCUUGAUACUGUACAUGCUAACAUUAUUAGAGUAUUUUAGAUCUUCUGCAACACACACACACACACACACACACUUUUUUCUUCCCCAAAAAUAAUCAGCCUGCAUUAAUGUGCUAUAAUACUGUCAGAAAGAGAUGGUUUUAUGAAAUGACAGGGCAGUUUUAUUUUUUGUGUAAAUGCUUUUAAAAUCUGUAGUAAAUUUGUGGACAUUUCAACAUCUUAUUGUUGACGUUAGUAGCAUAAUUAUAAAGAAAGUCUAAACAAUUAUAGCCAAAUCUCACAAAAACUAUGAAGAAAUGUAGGUACAUUUCAACCAAAAAAAAUCAUUUUUACUUUUUGUUGUUGUUGGUGGUGCAUGAUUUCAUUUUCAUUAUAAUGAAAAUCCCCUUUAAUAUUCAUAUUAAUGCAAGAAAAAGUGAAACUGCACAAUACAUCUAUACAUUUCUAUGUCAUGUUUCUAAGCCUUCUGUUUUGUGUUUGUGCUCAAUUAAAAUGAAAAUGACAUCAGUGCAAAAAAAUUAUAUGGUUCUUGAGACAAGACUUUUUUUUAUGAAAUGCAUCAUUAUAAAACAACUCUUUAGACCCAUUUCAUCUGAAAGGCAUUGAGGAGUUGAUUUCAACAGAUAUAUUCUACAGGUGUUUCUGUCAUCCCUGACUGAUAAAUGAAAUGCAGUAUUCUUUUUUUUUUAAGCUUUUCUGUUUAAUAAACUUUAAAUAAACUUACUUUCUACAAUUAAA